Molecule: messenger RNA, 807 nt
Organism: Cynara cardunculus var. scolymus (artichoke)
Lineage: Eukaryota; Viridiplantae; Streptophyta; Magnoliopsida; Asterales; Asteraceae
Exons: 1
Coding region: 1-807 (268 amino acids)
Biological process (GO): shoot system development; root development
Source: RefSeq, a predicted model, not a curated record
AUGGAUUGUUCUACUUCCUCUUCUUCACCAUUCGUCAGUAUUCGCCAUUUUCGAUCCAUAAGUUUGCCAAGCCGACCACAUCCUAGCACUCAUCAACUUGAAGAAGAACUCACCAACCUCAAAACAUGGGAGGCUUCUACCUCUUCCAUGCCAACUAUAGAUACAGUCUGCGGUGCUCUAAUGGGACUCGAAAGAUUGUACACAUGUGUUAACGAAAUUUUCGCUUUUCAACUGACCCAACAAUCCCUUUCUCAUGAAAAGCAUCAGAAAUUGGUUGAUCAGUUGUUGGACCAAUCAUUGAUGCUUUUGGAUGUCUGUGGCUCAUUAAGAGAUGCCAUGGAACAAGUCAAGCAACAUGUCAGAGAUGUAGAAUCGGCUUUGAGAAGGAGAAAGGGGGAUCUGAGCGUCAACACUUCCUUCUUCGUGAAAAUGGAGAAGGAUACCAAAAGAACUCUCUCUGCACUAUUAAAGCAAAUCAAUAACAAUUUUGGGGGCACAACACUCGUGAAUCUAGAUCACCACCUCUCAGCUGUGGUUAGAUCACUAAGUGAUACUAGUUUGGUGAGCAUCUCUGUAUACAGAUCACUCCUGUCACUUAUAUCUGUUUUCAUCUCAAAACGAAAGCCUACCAGGUGGUCUAUAGUUUCAAAUUUGAUACACAAAGGCGCAGCAAAGGGUGUAGAUCACCCUCAAGUUUCAUCUGAGAAUCUAGAAUCACACAUUGAAGUCCUUGAGAAUGGUAUGGAAUGCUUGUUUAGGAGCUUGAUCAAAACAAGAGCCUCUCUCCUAAAUUCUCGCUCUCACUAG